UGCCUCUGCCUCUGCCUGUGCCUGUGCCCAGUGCAGCUGCGAGCUGGCUGUGCCGUUUUCUGUUUUCGCUUUGGCUCUUGGUCUGUUUUUGCUCCUUUUUCAGCUGCCACCACGUCUUUUGCCAGCUUUUCUUGUUCUUGCCACAGGGGACUUCGGUCUCCCGUUCGCUGUUCGCCAUUCGCCAUUCGCCGUGUUGCAGGGCCUUCGGUGUAUAAAUGGAAGCGCGCCAGCGUAUCGCAUUUCAGUCUACGUCGGACUUUCGCGCGCGCCACACAUGCUGCGUAUACGUAACACUUUUGGCUACAGCUACACCACAGCAGCGUAGGCAUUCAGUCUAUCAGACUGAAGCAAGAGCAACACCACCGCUGCCGUCCGGCACUCUGGGAAGUGUGGUGUGCUCUGUCUGGUGUGCCUCUGCUCUGCUUUGCUCUGCCACAGAGCUGAUCAUUUGGGCCGCCCCAAACUGUGGCUGCUCUUCGAUUUUUCCGCGAGAGUGCUCGAAGAGAGAACGAGUGUCUGGCUGGCUGGCCGAGCUUCAGGGCCAUUGUGUACGAACGGUUUUUGUAGCCACAUUUUGAAAAUGUAACGGUAUUUUGUGGCAUGUGAAAACGGAAAUGAGAGUUUUAGCAAAUAUAUUCGUGAUGUGAAAUUGAUUUUCGUACAGAAAACAAUCAACAAAAAGUAAAAGCAAAUAAAUAUUUAAAGAAAUUAAAAAAGAAAACUUUUAAAUAUAAAAAAAAAUUCAAUCAAGCGUGGAUUUCGUGCUGGAUAUUUGGACAAAAGAAAACUGCAAGUGUGGCGAAAAUUGAUUCCAGCAUAAAUAAAAGGCAGCCAAGCGUGGACAAGGCAGACAAGGACAGUGGCAACAAAACAACGCAAAGGAUAAGCAGGCGGGGGUGAGAGCCCAGGAUUUCGGAGUGGCAACACAGUCUAGGUGUAGCUGUGGUAGGACGGAAAAUCAAUAAGAGACACAUGUAAGAGGACACCAAAAGCGACCACGUUGACCAGGCAAUAUGGAAGGCACCGCAAACGGAAUGGGGCACACCACGACCACGACCACGACCACGACUGGCCUCAGCCAAUAGUUUGGGGGAGGCAGAAACUUUCAAGCUUUCGCCAAGUAGAAGCUCAGAACAUGUCGGACCGUUACCAGGCCGGCUACUACGAUCACCAUCAGCCUCAGCAUCAGCACCAGCACUCUCACGCUCAUCCUCCCCAUCCGUAUCCACAUCAGACUGCCAUGUCGCAUUAUCCACCGCAACCGUACAGAUCCGGAUAUGCUGGGUAUCAUCCCUAUGCCGGUGGCUAUGGCUAUGGAGCGGGUAGCUCUUCGUAUAUGCCGAACUACUAUCGCUAUGCCGCCUAUGCCUCGCCCCACUACAGCCAGCCGCACGCGCAUCCGCAUCAGGGAAUGUUUACGCCCGCUGGCCAGCAACUGAUCCCCUCCAGCGUGCUGCACUAUCCACCUAGGCCGCAUCCACAGGCACAUCCCUACCAGCAUCAACCGCAGCAGCAGCCCGGCUACGAGCAGCCUCCGCCCUCGCUGUACAGUUCUUCCGCCUCCAGUUCAGCCUACGGACAGGCGAGAGGCUUUGGAGGCUACACGGGACCCACGCCCCACUACGCACCGCCAGGCCGAUCGACGACACCAGCACCCAAUCGAACAGUUUUGCCGCCCAACUAUCUAGAGCCGAUUCGCGGCUACCCAGAGCAGCAUCAGCAUCAGCAGCAGUUGCCGCUGUCUGCCACACCAAAGCUGGAGGAAUCGUUGCCCGCAGAGCUGGAGGUAGAGGCAGGAUCGCCGGCACAGAGACUCACCACCUCACCGCCACUGAUCAGCGCCACGGGCACGGACAGCGGCAUCAGCAACUGCAGCACACGUGCCAGGAGCGACAGCAGCCAGAGCACGCCCGUCUACAGUGGCGACUAUCCGGUGAAUAUGUCCGUGGAGUCAGCCUCCUGUGUGCCCUACCACUGUCCCGCCGAAUACGAGGAGGAAGAGAUGCAGCAGCAGCAGCCACAGCAGCAACAGCAGCAGCAGCAGCCAUCGGUGGAGUCGGAGCCAGAGCUGGAGGAGAGCAAAGUGACAAAGUCCGGCUCCACUCCGCUCGAUAUUCCUGAUGACAUAAGCGCGCCAGCGGCGCAGUCAGCGUCGCCGCCAACACCGCCAGUGGCCAGCAUUGAUAAGGCGACUCCGACGCCCACAGCCGCCGCCGCCGCCGCCGCCGCCGUGUCGGAAGUUGUGCGGCGAGCGGAAAUCAAUUUGGCGAAGCCAAACAAGGAGACACCAGUAGCAGCAGCAGCAGCAGCAGGAGCCGAGGCACAGGCAGACACGGCAGCAGAAAGGACGACAACAACAACGCCGCAGGAUGCAGUGGAGCGGGGUUCGCCUUCUAAUCCAAUCAGCGAGGAUGCAGCGGAAACGCCAGAGCUGGGGCUGCAGGAACAUCCAUUGCCGCCAGCCACAACAGCGUCCAACAACUGGAGUACAUCGCCGCGCCGCUCGCGCACUCCGCCCGUGCCACAGAACUCGCCCGUGGGCUAUGGCCAGUCAGCCAGCGUCCCGCCCGCCUUGGCUCCGCUGUUCCAGCAGCAGCAGCAGCAACAGCAGACGCCCAACAGCCAUAAGCGACAGACAACGGCUGCCAAGAGUCGUAGCAUCAGCAUCGGCAACAGCAACAGCAAUCGCAUCAUGGAAUGCGAUCUCAUUCCGAGCAAGAAAUCAAAGCGAAGGACGAGCAAAAGGGAAGCUGGAGGCGAGGAGCAGUUGGAGUCGAUGGAGCCGACAGUCAGAGAGCAGAUAAGGGACAUCAAGCCGUUGCCGGGAUUUCUGCAGGCCUUUGGCUCCACCGAAAUUGGUCGCUUCUCGGAGCGGUUCCUGCAGACACCCGAGUCGCUGGUCGAGCGUCUGGCUGAGGAGUAUGCCGCAAGCAAUAGCAGUUACUCCCCCUACAGCACAGGCGGCUACUACGAGCCGCACUCCACGCCGCCGCAGAGCUAUCAUCCCUAUGAGGAGCAGCAGCACGCUGCCUACCAGGGACACAUGCACAUGGCACAUGCACGAAAUCGGGCAAUGCGCGGACACGGCGGCGGCUAUGGCUACGAAAUGCCGGACUAUAUGGCGUAUGAGCGAUAUGCGGCAUACGGAGCGGGCAGGCCACGACAUCGAUACGGGGAGAUACGCUGCAAUGGCUACUAAAUGGCAGCAGAUACAAAUACAGAUCGAUAUAUGUAAGGGAAGAGCAGUUUAGAUUAGAGUUUUAGUGUUGUUUUAGUCGUGCAAAAAUCGUUGUCAUUCGAAAUUCUCUGUGUGUGCCUUUUUCGGUCAAAAUGCGACAAUGAUUCGGGACAGCCACUCCCCCUAAUCAGAAGAGUUUUUGUUGCUGGCUGGGGUAGGGGUACUGUCGCGGCAUUGUUUGCAGUCAAAAUUCAAGAAUAACCAAGAAACCAAGAAGCCAAAAUAUUGUUAGCAAACCGUCUACAUAAAUACGUGUAAAGUAGUCAACAAUUUACAUAAGCGAAUAAGUAGAUAAGUAGUUCAAUCUAUUUUAAAUCGAAACUGAAAUCUUGUCCCACUGUACAUACAAAUGCAUUUCGUAAAGGUUAUACAUAUGUAGGCAUAUAAGAAAAGUCUUUCGAGCAGUUACUCAACUCUUUACAACAGGAAAAAUCUCUAUUAAGCACAGAGAACCGCUUGGAAGAUUCAAAUAAAGAUUACUUGGGCACAAAACUCUUUCGGCGGUUCUCGGACGAGCUUGGGGACUACCAAUAGCAAUUAGCAAAAAAA
This is a messenger RNA of Drosophila subobscura, 3787 nucleotides long. RefSeq names its product extensin. Lineage: Eukaryota; Metazoa; Arthropoda; Insecta; Diptera; Drosophilidae. The coding region runs from base 1136 to 3199 and encodes 687 amino acids. The transcript is spliced from 5 exons. The record is from RefSeq and is a predicted model, not a curated record.